Messenger RNA from Lachancea lanzarotensis, 4866 nucleotides. It is a transcript of the gene SNF2, whose product is annotated as LALA0S01e11650g1_1. The coding region runs from base 1 to 4866 and encodes 1621 amino acids. NCBI's taxonomy places the organism in Eukaryota, Fungi, Ascomycota, Saccharomycetes, Saccharomycetales, Saccharomycetaceae. Gene Ontology annotation, biological process: positive regulation of transcription by RNA polymerase II. The transcript is spliced from 2 exons. The record is from RefSeq and is a predicted model, not a curated record. Gene Ontology annotation, molecular function: histone binding; ATP binding; DNA binding. Gene Ontology annotation, cellular component: nucleus.
AUGGAAAUCCCGCAGAGACAACUGACGAGAGAAGAGAUAAAUCGGUGUUAUUUAAGAUGGCAACAACUGCGCAAUGAGCACGGAGAAAAUGCCUCCACCGUUCCUGAGUUUAUAUAUUUUACUAAGGUUCUUCGGGUUGCUGCCAAACAACAGCAGCAGCAGCAACAGCAGCAGCAGCAACAGCAGCAGCAGCAGCAGCAGCAACAACCACAACAGCAGCAACCACAACAGCAGCAACCACCACAACAUCAAUCAGAACCGCAGACGAUAGAACAAUCAAUCCAGAGCCCAAACGUACCGCCUAAUCCUAAUCAUCCUGGUCAAGGAGUCUCUGAAGCACAGCGUAAUACACCAACACAGGCAUCGCCUUCGCACUGGCCGUCGGGCGCCCAGCAACCAGAAUCAGCGCAGCAAGUACCACAACAACACCACCAUCAGCAACAACUACAGCAGCAACAGCAGUUACCGCCCCAACAACAACAAAACAUACCUCCAAGGUAUUCCAAUGGCUCACUCAACUCUGGUAUGCAGAAUGGCAAUGCACAAAGUCCUGUGGCUCAGCCAUCUUCAGGUCCAGCACCCUCUAAUUCAUCAAGUAAUCUUGGACCUCAAGGACAGACACUUUUCACAACUGAACAAUCGGAGCUCCUCAAGGCUCAGAUCACCUCCUUACGGUACCUCUUGAGCAGGCAGCCUGUGCCACACGAAGCGCAAGAAGUGAUACAGCAAUCACUAAAUAACCCUCCAAACUUCAAGCAGAUGCUUCUGGAACUUAGCGAGACUGUCAAACAACGCCAGACCACUCAACAACAUGUUGCAAGCCCAUCGAGGCCCAAUAGUAUGCUGAACUCGAACUCCGCGACUCAACAGUCGUUCUCAAACGUGAACCAGCCACAGGUGCAACAACAGUCUCCUGUUCAGGUUCCUCAACAGUUUCCCGCUCAAGCUCCAGUGCAGGCUCCAGUGCAGGCUCCAGUGCAAGCUCCAGUGCAGGCUCCAGUGCAGGCUCCAGUGCAGGCUCCAGUGCAGGCUUCAAUUCGAGCGUCCCCACAAGUUUAUCAAGAACAAAUGCGGCCUUAUGGCUCAGAGACCCAUGAAUCCGAUGGACGUGUACCAGUUACUGCGGCCAAGUCACUCUCAUAUAACGGCGAUCUAAACGCACCACCUCCAAAAGCAGAAGAAGAAAUCACUAGCAUCACUAGUCGCAAAUCGAUUCCUCAGAAUGAUGAAAAUAACGUGAAGACUCAACCUGAAAAGGAAGACACAAUCAAGGUUCCCAUUCCUCUGGAAGAAUAUCGUACGCUGAACCCUGAGAUUGAGAAAAUUGUGAAUAUCAAUGCUUCAGAUAUUGUGGAUUGCUACACGCUCCCUCCGCCGAUAGAUGAGCCCAUCCAUUACCACCAGCUCUUUCCGACUAAAGCACACCCACUGCCCCUUUUGAGGCCAGGUACCCUGCCCCCAGGUAUUGAUGUCCACUGUGCAAUGGAAGUUUACCAAACAUUAAUUGCGCUGGAUAUUGAUACUGCUGUGGAUUCUUGUCUGACAGAUUUAUUGAACGACGAGACAUCCUUGGCUUCCAAAGAAUCGGCUAGAAAUGACUACUAUUCGCUUCAGCUAUUACCGCUACAAAAGGCUGUCAGAGGUCAUGUUUUGCAAUUUGAAUGGUACCAAAAAGCGCUUUUAACCAACACACAUCCAAACUUUCUGUCAAAAAUAAGAAGGGUCAACUUACAAGAUGCAUUGCUAACGGACGAGUUGUAUAAGAGACACGAGGUUUUACAAAGCCAGCGUCGCAAGCACGAGCAUAUCACUAAAUUGAAAAGCAUCGCAGACAGUUCUAUCGCGUGCUACACCAAUAGACUCAGCCGCCGGACGCAAAGAGUUAAGUAUGGCCACCGUUUAGUGUCGCUGCAUACUAACAUCGAAAAGGAGGAGCAGAAACGAGUUGAAAGAAAUGCUAAGCAGCGUUUGCAAGCGCUGAAGGCAAAUGAUGAAGAAGCCUAUAUCAAGCUGUUGGAUCAAACCAAAGAUACCAGAAUUACGCAUUUGCUAAAACAAACCAAUGCAUUUUUGGACUCUUUAACAAAGGCUGUUAAAGACCAGCAACAAUACACUAAGGAAAAAAUCGAUUCGCACCUCAAAGUUGAAGAAGAUAUCGCAGUUGAUGAUCCCGACGCCAUUAGCUCGUUGCCAGACGUUCAGGAUGAAGAUGAACGGCGGAACAUCGAUUAUUAUAACGUAGCACAUCGCAUCAAGGAGGAAGUUAAAGUUCAGCCAUCAAUUCUUGUGGGAGGAACUUUGAAAGAGUAUCAACUGAAAGGUUUACAAUGGAUGGUUUCGCUGUACAACAAUCACUUGAAUGGGAUUCUUGCCGAUGAGAUGGGUUUGGGAAAAACAAUUCAAACUAUUUCGCUAUUGACGUACCUCUAUGAAGUCAAAAAUGUACGAGGUCCCUCUCUAGUCAUUGUACCACUGUCCACUCUUACAAACUGGGACUCGGAGUUUGAGAAAUGGGCACCAGUCAUAAGAAUGGUAGCAUAUAAGGGUACUCCCAAUGAGAGGAAAUCCAAGCAGGGCAUCAUUCGUUCUGGCCAAUUUGAUGUGGUAUUAACAACUUUCGAGUACAUCAUCAAGGAAAGAAGUUUGCUCUCGAAGAUUAAAUGGGUGCACAUGAUUAUCGAUGAAGGACAUCGUAUGAAAAAUGCGCAGUCGAAGUUAUCACUGACAUUGAACAAUUACUAUCACACAGAUUACCGUCUAAUUUUGACUGGUACCCCUUUGCAAAAUAAUCUACCGGAACUUUGGGCCUUGUUGAAUUUUGUUUUACCUAAAAUUUUCAACUCUGUAAAGUCGUUUGAUGAGUGGUUCAACACACCAUUCGCAAAUACCGGUGGUCAAGAUAAGAUAGCAUUGAGUGAAGAAGAGACGCUUCUGGUGAUCCGAAGAUUGCACAAGGUAUUACGUCCUUUUUUGCUGCGGAGACUGAAGAAAGAUGUCGAAAAGGAACUUCCCGAUAAAAUCGAAAAAGUUCUCAAAUGCAAGAUGAGUGGGUUGCAACAAAAGUUGUACGAAUUGAUGCUGAAGCACCGUCGUUUGUUUUCGGGUGAUAUCACGGGCAACAACAAAACCGUCACUUUACGCGGUUUCAAUAACCAAAUCAUGCAACUGAAGAAAAUUUGCAAUCACCCGUUUGUUUUUGAAGAAGUUGAAGAUCAAAUUAAUCCUACUAGGGAAACUAAUUCCAAUAUAUGGCGUGUUGCAGGGAAAUUCGAGUUACUAGAAAGAAUCUUACCGAAAUUCAAGGCGACAAACCAUCGAAUUUUGAUUUUUUUUCAAAUGACUCAGAUCAUGGAUAUAAUGGAAGAUUUCCUCAGGUUGUUGGGUUUAAAAUACUUACGUCUGGAUGGUCAUACUAAAUCUGACGAUCGUAGUAUGCUUUUGCGACUUUUCAAUGAACCUAACUCUGAGUAUUUCUGUUUCCUUUUAUCCACUAGGGCUGGUGGGCUUGGAUUGAAUUUACAAACCGCAGACACAGUUAUCAUUUUCGAUACGGAUUGGAACCCACAUCAAGAUUUACAAGCGCAAGACAGAGCGCACAGAAUUGGGCAAAAAAAUGAGGUUAGAAUUCUCAGACUAAUUACAGAGAACUCAGUCGAAGAAGUUAUUCUAGAUCGUGCUCACAAAAAGUUGGACAUUGACGGAAAAGUUAUUCAAGCAGGUAAGUUUGACAACAAGUCCACGGCGGAAGAACAGGAAGCUCUAUUGAGAUCUUUACUGGAAGCUGAAGAAAACUUGAAGAAGAAGCGCGAGCUAGGACUUGAAGAAGACGAACAGAUUGACGACAAUGAAUUGAAUGAAAUUUUGGCUCGAAACGAGGAAGAGCUUAAGAUAUUUGCAGACAUUGACGAAGAGCGCAGUCGCAAACAUUUGGAAAAUGGGAUAACGACUACUCUGAUGGAAACGGCGGAAUUACCUAACAUCUACCAUCAGGAUAUAGAAGCCGAGCUUAAGAAGGAAGACGAGGAUGAAGUGCUGGCGGGUGGCAGGGGUUCUCGAGAAAGAAAAACAGCACUUUACGAUGACGAGGUUAGUGAAGAGCAGUGGCUAAAACAAUUUGAAGUCAGUGAUCAUGAGGAUGACGAUCAGGCUGAGAAUGACAUGGCGGCUGAUAGAAAGCGUAGCGCUAGCGAAGUUUCCACUCAGAACAAAAAAGCUAAGUUGGAAACAGAAGAACCUGAAAAUUUGGAUGAAAAGUCACCUGCGGAAGCUAUGGAGCGUGGAGAUACACCAACAGCGCUUCCUACAACUGGACAGAAAUUCACCGCAUCAAAUUUUGACGUCAAACCCAAGCCGCGCGGUAGGGGUCGUCCACCACGGUCCAUGGACAAAAAAACUGGGAAUCCUUACAUUCGGGACGGAUCUCUCUUGACUCUAUCCGAGGAUGAAAGAACCCGCGUUGCUCAAGAAGCACGGAGUCUGUUUGACUAUGCAAUCAAAUACGAAGACGAAGAUGAGAGACGAUUAGCAGAUAUUUUUCUGGUAAAACCCUCGAAAAAAUUGUAUCCAGACUACUACAAGCUGAUCCGGUACCCUGUUGCAUUCGAGAAUAUCAUGACUCAUAUAGAAUCAAAAGCUUAUGGGACAUUGAAAAAUGCUCUAGAGGACUUUCAUCUGAUUUUUGCCAAUGCAAGAAUUUACAACACCGAGGAAUCUUUGAUUUAUCUCGAUUCUUUGGAGUUAGAAAAGGCCAUAAUUGAGAAAUACAAGGAAAUGACAGGAACUACAGACGAAGUGGAUUUCACCGAAUUUGACGAAAAAUUCGCAACUGGACCACUAAAGACUCAACUACCUUCUGGUUUAAGUUAG